This is a messenger RNA of Elephantulus edwardii (Cape elephant shrew), 1874 nucleotides long. Its product is annotated as leucine-rich repeat and immunoglobulin-like domain containing-NOGO receptor-interacting protein 4-like. The record is from RefSeq and is a predicted model, not a curated record. The transcript has a single exon. NCBI's taxonomy places the organism in Eukaryota, Metazoa, Chordata, Mammalia, Macroscelidea, Macroscelididae. Bases 15 to 1796 code for a protein of 593 amino acids. Gene Ontology annotation, molecular function: protein binding.
GGACUGAAGAGGGAAUGGAUGCAGCUACAGCUCCAAAGCCUCCCAGGCUCCCGUGGCGCCCACUCCUGCUUCUGCUCCUUCUGCCUGCAGGGAGCAGUGACGGCUGCCCGGCCGUGUGCGACUGUACCUCGCAGCCCCGCGCUGUGCUCUGUGCCCACAGGCGACUGGAGGCUGUGCCUGGAGGACUCCCGCUGGACACGGAGCUACUGGACCUGAGUGGGAACCGCCUGUGGGGGCUCCAGCGGGGGAUGCUCUCCAGCCUGGGCCUGCUCCGCGAACUGGACCUCAGCUACAACCAGCUCUCCACUCUGGAGCCCGGGGCCUUCCAUGGCCUGCAGAGUCUCCUGACCCUACGGCUGCAGGGCAACCGGCUCAGAAUUAUGGGGCCAGGGGUCUUCUCUGGCCUGCCAGCCCUCACGCUGUUGGACCUCCGCCUCAACCAAAUCGUCCUCUUCCUAGAUGGAGCUUUUGCGGAGCUGGGGAGCCUCCAGCAGUUGGAGGUUGGGGACAACCACUUGGUGUUUGUGGCCCCGGGGGCCUUUGCAGGGCUGACCAAGCUGAGCACCCUCACCCUGGAGCGCUGCAACCUCAGCACAGUGCCUGGCCUCGCCCUCGCCCGUCUCCCUGGGCUGGUGGCCCUGAGGCUGCGAGAACUGGACAUUGGGAGGCUGCCGGCCGGGGCGCUGCGGGGCCUGGGGCAGCUGAAGGAGCUGGAGAUCCACCACUGGCCGCCUCUGGAGGCCCUGGAACCUGGAAGCCUGGUGGGGCUCAACCUCAGCAGUCUGGCCAUCACCCGCUGCAAUCUGAGCGCAGUGCCCUUCCAGGCCCUGUACCAUCUGAGCUUCCUCAGGGUGCUGGAUCUCUCUCAGAAUCCCAUCUCGGCCAUUCCGGCCCGCAGGCUCAGCCCCUUGGUGCGGCUCCAGGAGCUCCGGCUGUCGGGGGCUUGCCUCAUCUCCAUCGCUGCCCACGCCUUCCACGGCCUGACUGCCUUCCACCUCCUGGACGUGGAAGAUAAUGCCCUUCAGACCCUGGAGGAAACAGCCUUCCCUUCACCAGACAAACUGGUCACCCUGAGGCUGUCUGGCAACCCCCUGACCUGUGACUGCCGCCUCCUCUGGCUCCUGCGGCUCCGGCGCCGUCUAGACUUUGGCACGUCUCCCCCUGCCUGUGCCGGCCCCCAGCACGUCCAGGGGAAGAGCCUGCGGGAGUUUUCAGACAUCCUACCUCCGGGACACUUCACCUGCAAACCAGCCCUGAUCCGAAAGUCUGGGCCACGCUGGGUCAUUGCAGAGGAGGGGGGCCAUGCAGUCUUCUCCUGCUCUGGAGAUGGAGACCCUAUGCCCACCGUCUCCUGGAUGAGGCCUCCGGGGGCCUGGCUGGGAAGGGCUGGGAGGGUAAGGGUCCUCGACGACGGGACCUUGGAGAUCCGCUCAGUACAGCUGCGGGAUAGAGGGGCUUACGUCUGCAUGGUCAGCAAUGUAGCUGGGAAUGACUCCUUGAGGACCUGGCUGGAGGUAAUCCAAGUUGAACCUCCAAACGGCACCCUCUCCGACCCCAACAUCACCAUGCCAGGGAUCCCGGGACCUUUCUUCCUGGAUAGCAGAGGUGUGGCUAUGGUGCUGGCAGUCGGCUUCCUCCCUUUCCUCACCUCAGUGACCCUCUGCUUUGGCCUCAUUGCCCUCUGGAGCAAGGGCAAAGGUCGGGUCAAACAUCACAUGGCCUUUGACUUUGUGGCACCCCGGCCCUCUGGGGAUAAAAACUCUGGAGGUAACCGGGUCACGGCUAAGCUUUUCUGACCUUCCCUUCCACACUGGGGGCCUGGCCAAGGCAGCUUCAGGUAUUAAAGGGGAAGACAGGCAAAGAACUCCAGUCUG